ACCUUUCUUUUUUAUUUCAACAUUCCUUUUUUCCUUUCGAGGAUUUAUAUCAACAUUCCUUCUUUUUUGAAGUGUUAUAUCAACAUUCCCUUUUUUAGACAAUUUAUAUCAACAUUCCUAAACACUUUGCCUCGUACAAGGCCUUACAGCCCAGAAGAGAAGACCCAUCAAAGUUUCGGACGGCCCCGAAUUCUGUGCUAGAUGUGGCCAUCCUUGUCUAAAAAAAAAGAUGUGGCCAUCCAGGAUUGUAAUUUGUCCCAAAAAAAUUCUAGAAACACACCGAUUUUCUGGUUAUUAUCUUUUCGCUCCCAAUUUUUCCCCCUCUUUUUUUUUGGCAAACCCCGAUUUUCCUCUCGAGCAAACACUUGACACGCCUACAAUUUCCAUUUUGCAACGUGCGGCAGCUUUCAAGGCCCCGUGCAUGCACCGGAGCCACGCAUCGACCACCGAAAGUUAUCCAAAACCAGCGGCAAACCAGGACGGGAGCCAACCAAGCAGCCGCGCGACCAUGAAGUGCUGGUGCACACAUGCGCCCAAGGGAGCAAUGGCGACGCCGCUCUCCAGCCCUUUCUCCGUCCCCACCCUCCGCGCCCCGCUCUGGCACGGCCGCCUCCACGCGCCUCUCCGAGCAAGCUCCGGCGAUGACGCCGCCGCCGGGCCGGAGACGCCGGCCCCGGUCGCCACCGCCCCCGCCGCCGACGAGGAGUUCGAGAAGCGCGUCCUGCAGCUGAAGUCCCGCGUCGGGCCCAAGAAGCGGGGCAGCGCCGGGGCGCGCAAGAGGAAGGCCGCCGCCGAGUCCAACGCCGUCACGCUGCCGCCGGUGCCGCUGCGGGAGCCGCGGUCCGCCCUCGGCCUGCCCGUGGAGUUCGGCUUCACCGCCUACAGCGAGCGGCUCAACGGCCUGCUGGCCACGGUGGGCCUCACCGCGCUGCUGCUGGUGGAGCUCGGCUCCGGCAAAUCCCUGGUGAAGUACCACCAGGCGCCCACGCUGUUCCUGCAGGUGUACACGAUCGUCGCGGCCGGCACCGUGUACGUCAAGUACGAGAAGGAGCGGAUCAGCGUCUGGCCGGCGCCGGCGCCGCCCAAGGCGCCGACGAGCGGCGAAUGAGCUACUAGCUCUUCUUGGUUGAUUUUGGUCUCGUCGGUAGGAUGCUUCCAUUUUGUAAUUUAUUACGUACGACCUCCUGAGUUGCCGAGCUGAGCUGUGCUGUAAAAACUGAAAUUGCUUAACCACGCGAGUUCAAAAAAAAUACAGAAUGUUUUCUUACA
Molecule: messenger RNA, 1269 nt
Organism: Triticum aestivum (bread wheat)
Lineage: Eukaryota; Viridiplantae; Streptophyta; Magnoliopsida; Poales; Poaceae
Exons: 1
Coding region: 230-1108 (292 amino acids)
Source: RefSeq, a predicted model, not a curated record